UCGCAGUAAUCCUCUUGACAAAGAGGAGGGUGUUUUUUUUAGUUAAGUUGAUAUGAUAUAUUUUAUUUUGUUAGUUUAAUAUCUGUGUCGUGUUUCAAAUUGGUGUUCGUUGUGUAAUUUAGUUCAUCCGUGUCAGUGCAGAGACUCUACUCCGGGUCUUGAGUCCGUUUUGACGGUUUCCAAACUGCCACUAUCAGUUUAGUGGCUGCGGUGGCCAUGUUUUUUCCCCCAGAAUGGUGAAGUCGUGACUUGCUCAACUUUGCCUCUGAUUGGCUAGUAGUCGUCAUCUUUGUUGAUUGAGUUUGUUAGGUUUAGGUACGAGGAAUGGGAUUGGUUAGAAUUCGGCAAAGACUAUCAGGGUAAACCAAUCAGCGUUAUAGUAAGGUGGGUCAUGCCUUCGCCAUCCUGGGGAAAAAUUAUCUUUGCCGGGUGGGAGAGGCGGGUAAAAAUGUAAACAGUGAUCCGUCCUCAUAGAUAGUUUUUGUUUGGUGGCUUUCUAAAUUAAACUGUGUUGCAGUUUCAUCGGGUGUAACACUGCCAGGUUGCUCUAACGUCACCUUUGAUUUUCUUAUGUUUUCUAACAAUGGCUAUUAACUUUGGCAGCAGUUUGCUAUUAAACGCUAAUUAUACCAACGAUAACUGACCGUUAGCUUAGCUAGUUAGCUAGCUAGGAUCACAGCUUUACAACUAUUGCUAGCAAAACAACUAUAAUAUCUACAUUAAUACUAACGUUAGUUAGCCCUCAGACUAUCAAACGCUAAUAUCUGACGUAUUCUGAUGCAACUUGAUGGAGGACUACGACAAGUUUGUGCAUUAUCACCUCUCCCAUCUGAGGAAAAGUGAGGAGGAACACAACAAACCUUCACCUGCACCCUCUCUUAUUCGCUUCUAUGGCCAGCCCAUCCUUCGUCCCUUGCUGUCAGGGGAGCAGAGGGAGGAGAUGCAGCGACACAGAGAUGCUGCUCGCAGAGCUGAGGUCCACAGAAAGUUGAAGGAUGAUGCAAGAAUGACCUACGUGCAAACUAUGCUACAUAGUGUUCAGCUGAGGAAGACGCCAACACUGGAGGAGUUGCUUCGAGAAUCAGAGAUUAACACAAAAUCAUAUUCCCAUGGUGCCAGUGGUAGAUCAGUGUCUCAGAGCAGUUAUUUCAUAGGAACAAAGGAUAGUGUUUUGUUCUCACCACCCCCUGAGAGGAAUGAAAAGGAUGGUGUUGCUCUUCCUCCACUGACAUCAACUACAUAUAGUGCCUUUUUUGCCUCUAACUUGACACCUCAGCAAAAUUACCAGGAAGGAUGCCUUAUUAACCAAGAUGACAGCCAACUGAGGUCGCAGCCAAGUUCCCUUAAUGGUGUGAGCCACCAGUCAGUAUCCUCUGGUUAUGUGACUCAUGAGAAUGUUGAAAACACCAUCCGUGUCUCUGGAGGGAUUGCAGGGAGAGAGAGCCAUGGCUUUGGCUCCUCAGAGAAAGCUUGUAAUGUGGGUGGCUUUUUCCUUCACAACACCUCAAACACAAUCGCCAAGAUGCCAGAUAUUAUUAGCCAUCCUCCCAUAGAUGGAGAGGAAUUGGAAAGGAGUGGGCUGGAAACAUCCUUUUGUAAUGACUUUAUAGUAGUAAAAGACUUUUCUUGCUCUUCACUGAAGGAGGAUUCAACCAUGUGUGACCAUUUGCCAUUAGACAAAUGUGAAGGCAGCCAUGUGGACAGCGCAGAGGGGGAAGGUAGCUUUCCUGUUCCUCCGGUAUUUGACCUUGACAAAGAUCACCGUUUGGACAGAAUUGAGGGCGUCUCGUCAUCACAAAACAGUGGCUUUUCAGACAAUUCUGAGUUAUCACAGACAUUGACAAGUCAUCAUUGUGCAACUGCAGAAAUGCAUAUUCAGUCCAGCUCCACAACAGAACUUCCAGGGAACCAUGUAGAUGAAGCAGAGCCGUCUGAGGAGCCUUAUCGUCUUAGCCUUCAGGCCCUGCUGAAGAAAUCUCAGGAGUAUCGGCGGCGCCAGCGGAUGCUUAGGAACCAAGCCAAAAACACUAAAAUCCAGGAGAGAGCCCAAGAGCAAGCAAGAGCAAGGACGGAGGAGCGGAGCCUCUCUGAUAAAGAGAAUGACGAGUUCCCUUACAAGGGCACUGUGACUACAGAGGGAAAGAAAGCUAAAGAGAGGAGAGGCACUUUCCACCCAUCAGUGGAAACGUCACCAAAGAAAUCCUGGGAAAAUGAGAGGUUGAUUGAGAGUGAGUUUUUUGGGAAAAAGAACUUAAAAUCUGAAAGUGCACAUUUAGCAGGAGAUGGAAAUACUAAGGAAAUACCUGAUGUUGACGAAGAAAAUAAUAAAUUGAAUAUUUCAGUCCUGACAGAGCCUAAACAAAUCAGCAAAUUUCCCCAGCAACAGCCCAUUUUAACAGAAAUGUCGCCGUUUUACUUGUCCACCAUACCCACAGCUCUUCAUAAAGGAGUAGAGAAAUAUCACACUAUUCCAGCCCCUCAUUUCUGUAGGAGUCCUAUUCACUGCAAAAGCAAAGGUAAUAUCCAAGAAGGAGAAGCUUGUCGUGGGGCUGAGAUGUCAAAAAGGAAAGUUUUAGUUAAUACUGAUUUGAUCGUCAACCGCCAGGUUGAAGACGUUAACCUGGGACAUCAGAACGGGCACAAGGUAGUUCCUUCCACUGUGAAUCUGAUGGGGGAAGGUACUGUAGCAAGAGUUUCAGCUAUGAAUUCCCUGCACAUAGAUGAGCUUGAAUCCAACCUGUCUGGUCUGAAAGUACUGAUCUCAGAUCUGGAGUCCACCCUGAAUCACCACCAGAGUGAGAUCAACACACAAACUGAGUUCAGUUUUGAAAACACCAAGCACUCUGAACAAAUUAAAAAUGAACAACAACUACAGAUUCAUCAAAGUGAUUUUGACUAUUUGGAGGACAAACUGAGGGACGGUAGCAACGAUGGGGAGCAAGACCAAAAGUACAGAGAGUGGCCGAGAAGACAAUCACUAGACAAUUUCAAGAACAUACAUGAAGUUACAGGACCUGAACCAGAAAUCAGAGACACGGUCAAUGUUCCUCUCACAGUGCAGGUAGAAGGAACUGAGGCAGUUAACUUUAGUGAGCUCAGGCUAGUCAAAACCUUAGCUACAGAGAGGGCAACGGAAAAAAGUGCAUGUAAAGAAGAACAUACAAAGAGUCAUGGACAACUUGGUGGCUGUAAAAAGCAGCAGCCCGCAGCUAAAUGUAUCCUCUCUGUAGCACAGCGACUGCGAAUUCCCGACGUAUUCAGAAAUGUUCCAUCUGAAACCACAGCUCCGCCUAACAUCUCAGUGCUUUCGGAUACAAGUAACCAUCCAGUGGAAAGGAGGAAUGAGACAGCUGGAGAAGGUGACGACUCUAUCCGCCUGCCAUCUCUCAACCAGUCGUAUGAUGUGGACGCACCGUCUGGCCUGUGGUUCCUUCAAGGGUCGGGGUCCGACUUGGGUUCGAGAAGUCAUGUUGUUCAGGAGAAACAUCUGACCCCAGAGAGUGGUGGUGAAGGUCAGGGUGGAGUAUCCAAGGUCAAACGGAGACUGCUUAUGCAUGUGGCGGAGGAGACGCUCAAAAGUGGUGCAGAUGUCAGCGGAGGAGAUUAUUCUGCGGUCAGACCCAACUCCAGCACUCCCAGAGCUGCAGUGCAGUGGCAGGAAGGCCAUGGCAGUCAAAAAGACAAGCAGGAACAACUGAAACAUGCCCACGCUGCUCAGGUCAGAGCCCUGCAAGAUGAGCACAGGAAACAACAGGAAGAGCUCCUGCAGGCCUUGGCAGUGCGUUACCAUCUCCUCCAGAGCGUUUCCUUUCCUUACUCCGUGUCAAGCUCGCGUAUUGGGGACACGUUGACCUUUUCUACGCUUUCUCAGCCCUCCAGCCCACUGCCAGAGCGCUGCCGCCCCCUGCUGUUGGCAGCCGUGAAAGGUUUUCUGACUCGCAGGCUGCUGAAGACUGAGAGAGUGGCACAGCUGGUGCGCACCAUCAGGGACACGCAGCAGUUCCUGCAGGCACUACAGCAGCAGAGCCCUGGCAGCAGAGAGUUCUGCAGCAGACAGGACCUUUUGUUGCAGGAGAGAGUCACUCUGCAGCUGCGCGCUGCACGUUACGAGGUCAAUGACAUAUUCUUCAGUCUGUCAGCCGCAGAGAGGAUGCAGCUGAUUCGCUGGGACAGAGAGCUGGCCCGUGAGAGAGAGCUCAGGCGACAGAGUGGACACACAGAUCGACCCAGAGGAAAGAGUUCUCUGUCAGCUGCGACACAAAAAUCACUGGAGAGGAAGAGAGCGAUAAUGAUCCAGAAAAAGGCAGCAGGAAGGCACAAGGGAGUUGUGACGAGGACUGGACACAACGCUGGAAUCUCUGCCGAGCAGCCGCCAGAAACCAAACGAGGACAGUUCAGAGCAAAUCCUCAGAGAGUCCCUAAGAGCACUUACUCCUCUAGACCCCGAUGACACUUGCCUAAUUGGCCCCAGCGAGGACUCCUAAUAAGGCCUCUAGUGAUUACAUGAAUAUUGUAUAACUAUUCAUUUGAGAGUUUCCAAAUCCAAAUUUGUCCCAAAGUGAUGCCUGUUGCUGACAAAUACAUCGUUGUAUUUCAUAUCUGGUUUGAUGUCAGAUUUUUUUACACUGUUUUUAUAAUCAGGGUGUGAUAUAGUCAGACAGAGUAGUGCGACAUCACUGUAGCCCUUAUAUCACUAACAGAAUUUCUUUCUUUUUUUUUACCAGGUCUGCUUCUUGUAUUUGACACCAUCUUCAGUGUUCUAAUGUAGCAGAUGUUGAGGGGGGGGGGAUGUUGAGUUUGCAAAAAACUUCUUUUAGCUGAACUUUCAAAGCUCUGUGCACUGAUGCUGUACUCGUAUGUGCCUCGUUGUCACAUGUCAUAGCAACAGGACAAGCACAAGUGUCAUGAAUACUACACUGAUGAUGGCUCCAUUAAAGCCAGGGGUUCCCAACAUAUAGGUCACAGUGUAGAUCUUGCAAGAUGAUUAGCACAGGAAUGCAGCAAAGACAUACACGGUAUGAGCAACACAAAUGAUAAUUUUCAGUCUUUACUACAGUAAUUACUAUAGUAUAAAAUUAUUCUUUGGCUAACUGUUGACAACUUGAAGACAAGUGACGAGUAGUUGGAACUUCCCAUUGCUUUCUUUUAAGCAGUGAGCGCCUAAAUAGUAAGCAUGUAGUACGCCAUGACUGUGAGGCAGCAUGGCGUACUACAUGCUUACUGUUUAGGUGCUCGCUUAAAGGAAAGCAGCCAUGAUUAAAGUACAUAUUUAUAUAUAUACAUGUUACUAAUAGUUUGUUACUCACAAGUGUUGUGCCUUAAAUAUUUUUCUUAGUGUUUGAAUUCCAUGUCAGCAAUAUCACAUGUAAACUUUUGCAAAAUUUUUAUUCUUACUGACUUUGGAGCUGUUUUGUUUUUUUAUUUAUUUCUAUGUGGUUGGUAAUAAAUGUUUUUUAAAAUUUGAA
This is a messenger RNA of Scatophagus argus, 5465 nucleotides long. RefSeq lists its product as uncharacterized. The coding region runs from base 788 to 4450 and encodes 1220 amino acids. Gene Ontology annotation, cellular component: centriole. The transcript has 10 exons. The record is from RefSeq and is a predicted model, not a curated record. Lineage: Eukaryota; Metazoa; Chordata; Actinopteri; Scatophagidae. Gene Ontology annotation, biological process: centrosome duplication; regulation of cytokinesis; centriole replication.